Molecule: messenger RNA, 1143 nt
Organism: Symbiodinium sp. CCMP2592
Lineage: Eukaryota; Dinophyceae; Suessiales; Symbiodiniaceae
Source: the annotation of a GenBank genome assembly
AUGAGCCGAGCUCGCGAUGAGCGCUCGAAGGAGGAGACGCUGGCGCAAGAACGCGUCGAACGCCUGCUGAUCGCGGCCCGAAGUGGGCACUUGUCAAACGUGCAGCUGCUGCUUGAAGAGCGGGUAGAUCCAAAUGCCAGCCUGGGCAUGGACUGCACGGCUCUGCAGCAGGCAGCUGCCCACGGCCAAACGGCAAUAGCAAACCUCUUGAUUCAGGCGGCGGCAGAUGUAAAUCUUGCCGAAGACAUCGACCACUCCACGCCUCUUCAUUUGGCCGCUGAGUUUGGGCAUGUGGAAGUGUUGCGACUGCUGCUUCAGGCAGGUGCCCUACCAGAGGAGCUGGAUACCUACGGCCGCAGUCCAGCAGAAAAAGCGGCAGAGUUCGGCCACGCAGAGGUGGCACGGAUGUUGAAGGAGAGAUUUCGCGAUGCAGGAAUGUUCGGGUGCCUGCAUGGCUUGGCGUUGGAGUAUCAUUUGGGCGCCAAAGUGUUUGAAGAGGCGAUGGCAGAGAGGGCCGAGGAGCGGCGGCGCUUAGAGGAGGAACGGAGGAGAGAGGAGGAGGAGCGCAAGCGACGCCGACGACGUGAGCAAGAGGAGGUCGGGGAUAUUUGCUGUGGGGUCAGGGUUCUUCGAGGGUAUUGUACAGUGAGUACAGAAGAACUUCAGGCGUGUCAUUUUCGCCUGAUUCGGCCCUCUGUGGCAGAGCGCCGCUUGCGAUCACCGAAGUCAGUCCAGAGAGGCGGAGCACCAAACACAGCAAGGCAACUGGCUCCUCGUUUCGUGGCUCCAGGAGUCCGAGCGAAAGCGAGCAGAAGAGCGGAGGAUCGCCGUGGAGUUGCGCCGGCCCGGUUCGGUUCCACCAGUCUCCAGCCUCUCUCUACCCACAGUCUUUCUCCAUCCGGUCCAGAGCUGCCUCCCGGACGGUCUCUUGAGGAGAAGUUUCGUCGACAACAAGAGAUGGCUGCCCAACGUGCCCGCCUCGACAAGCAUGUGCAGCUCAGGGCCAGGCUCAACGUGAAGAGGAGCAUGGAUUUACCACAGCGCUGCUUCGACAGGAGCGUCGGAAGAAGGAGGAGGCGCGGCGGCUCGAAGAGGAGCGGCGGAAGGCGGAGGAGAGGAGACGUGAGGAGGAGGAGCGCCUGA